Molecule: messenger RNA, 1867 nt
Organism: Lynx canadensis (Canada lynx)
Lineage: Eukaryota; Metazoa; Chordata; Mammalia; Carnivora; Felidae
Gene: UBE2D1
Product: ubiquitin conjugating enzyme E2 D1
Exons: 7
Coding region: 709-1041 (110 amino acids)
Biological process (GO): ubiquitin-dependent protein catabolic process; protein polyubiquitination
Cellular component (GO): nucleus
Molecular function (GO): ubiquitin conjugating enzyme activity
Source: RefSeq, a predicted model, not a curated record
CAUUGUAGCAUGUCUAAAAUCUAGAUUCAUCUUAUAAUUGAUGGUAUCUUAAUUGGUAGCAUUUCUCCUUAAUUGUUGGUACAGAAAAUAAGGAUGUAAUUUAUGUUCGAUGGCAUCUUAGAUUUGAUGAAACACAGUAUUUAAAUGUGUUCCCAUGGAAAGGUUUAUAUCAAUCCAACAGUUUUAAGUACCAGGUAGAGACAACGAUUUUCCAGUUUCUAACCUAGUUCUCUUUUAAAGUCCAGAUCUGCAUGCAUGAUUAACUGAAUCUCCCUUUGAUACCACAGGGAUCCCUGUUUCAAUAUGUGUACUUUCCAAACAAACUUGUCUUUUAGUAUUCCAUCUCAGUAAUGGAAUCUACAUUUGUGAAGCUAAAAAGCUAGGAGUUUGCCAGGUUUUGAAUCCUACUUCUACCCUAUACUACUUAUAAAGAGACACAGUGAAACGUUUGCCUUUAUUCUUCACCUGUAAAAUGGGUACCAUAAUAACACCUACCCCCUGAAGUGGUUACGACAAUAAAACAUGGAGUACAUGUUAGCUGCCACUAAUCUUCAUGAUAAAUAUCUGUGACCUCUCUCCUUAACUCUAUACAUGUAAUUUCAUCAUGAAACCCUGUGAGAGGAAUUAAGUGAUCUACAACGUGACCCACCUGCUCAUUGUUCAGCUGGACCUGUGGGAGAUGACUUGUUCCACUGGCAAGCAACUAUUAUGGGACCUCCUGAUAGCGCCUAUCAAGGUGGAGUCUUCUUUCUCACUGUACAUUUUCCAACAGACUAUCCUUUUAAGCCACCAAAGAUUGCUUUCACAACAAAAAUUUACCAUCCAAACAUAAACAGUAAUGGAAGUAUUUGUCUUGAUAUCCUGAGGUCACAAUGGUCACCAGCUCUGACUGUAUCAAAAGUUUUAUUGUCCAUAUGUUCUCUACUUUGUGAUCCUAAUCCCGAUGACCCCUUAGUACCAGAUAUUGCACAAAUCUAUAAAUCAGACAAAGAAAAAUACAACAGACAUGCAAGAGAAUGGACUCAGAAAUAUGCAAUGUAAAAACAAAAAAAAUUUUCAUAUAUACCAGAGUACUGUAAAAUCUAGGUUUUUUUCAACAUUAGCAGUAAAUUGAGCACUGUUUACUGUUUCAUUGUACCAUGAAAUCUUUGAUUUUUAUCCAUUUUACAUGUAUUUCUGAAGCAAGACAGACUUCCAAAAAUAUCCUUAAGACUGUGAUGAGAGCAUUUGUCAUUUUGUAUGCAUUGAGAAAGACAUUUAUUAUGGUUUUUAAGAUACUUGGACAUCUGCAUCUUCAGCUUACAAGAUCUGCAGUGCAUCUGAAAAGCAACCAAAUUAUUUUUUGCUGAAACUAGAUGUUUUUACAUGAGAAAUACUGUAUGUGUUGUCUAAGAUGUUAUCAGUUUUAUAAAUCUGUAUUCAGAUUUCAUUCUUUGUUAGCUCACUUUAUAAUUUGUAUUUUUUUACUGUAUAGACUAAAUAUAUUCUAUGUACAUGUACCUAAACUCGUUACCUUUUUCCUGUGAACAGUAUUGAAAAAACCCAACAACUGGUAAUUAAAUGAAUUAACUGUCUGUCUCCCUUGUUUUAGGGUAUUCUGUAGAUUGAGUGCAGAUUUCUUAAACCUGAAAUGAUCUUUACACUGUAAUUCUCAGUAUCCUGAUUAUGGAGAAACACUUGUUUUGAUUUUGUUAUACUUGACUUAACGCAAUGUGAAUUAAUUGCACUGCUAAGUAGGAAGAUGUGUAACUUUUAUUUGUUGCUAUUCACAUUUGAAUUUUUUUUUCUGUAUAGGCAAUAUUAUAUUGACAUCUUUUACAGAUAUUAAUGUAGCUUUUUCCAUAUAAAUAAAAUGCUUUUUCUACUA